Botrytis sinoallii is the source of this 886-nucleotide messenger RNA. RefSeq lists its product as uncharacterized. Lineage: Eukaryota; Fungi; Ascomycota; Leotiomycetes; Helotiales; Sclerotiniaceae. The transcript is spliced from 3 exons. The record is from RefSeq and is a predicted model, not a curated record. Bases 1 to 465 code for a protein of 154 amino acids.
AUGCAUUUCACACAAGCUGCUUCUGCCAUUUUGGCAACUCUCGCUUUCUCCUCUACAGCCUUGGCUGGUGUCCUAGAGGCAACUGAUUCGUUCUGCUCCAGGUCCGCAGGCUGUGUUUGGCAAAACCCAGCUUCUUGGCCAGGUGUUUUUGAGUGCAGCUGCAAUCUUGCUUCACCAGAUGGAAAAUCUGUACUUCUUCUCCAAGGUUACACCGACAAGAAAUACGAAGGAUUUGUUUACAACGGUUACUCCACUGUCGGCGUCUGCAACAAUAUGCCAGAUCUCUUCAACAAGAAUACCCAAUCAAUGAACAUUAAUGUUGACAACACACCCGGUUGUUGGCUCUACACGCAAAAGGAUUGCGUCGGUGACUACGCCGUCAUCGAUUCCAAGGGUAUCGCAGAAAUGCAAGGCUACUACUACAAAGGAGUCCAAAGUUGGAUUUGCGAUCCUUUGACUUCUUAAAUUCUCUUCUCGCUUUUUUUCCCACCCAGCGAUUGCGAUUAUAUACACGAUACGGUUUAGAGAAGAAUAGAAGUUUUCUAGAGCUUGAUGGAUGGGCAUCGACUGGUAUUUGAGCGAUCGAGAGCCGGCGAUAAUGUGUUGGAAUGAUUGGAGUUUGAUGGAUGGGAAUGGGAGGAUUUCUUUUUUGUUUUUCUCUUUUUUAUCGGACUUCAUGUUUUAGGGGCGAUGAGUGGGAUGGAUUGAGUUUUCUUUGGUUUGGAAGAAUAUUGUGUGGUUUUGGAGAUGAUUUUAGGAGGGAACUUUCGAAUACUUUUUCUUGGGGGAAUCCAACAUUCUCGCCUUUUAUUUUAAUUCUUUUAACUUUCAUUUUUUAUCGCUAGGUAUUGGUAGUUGGUUGGUGUUAGGUAGCGAGUUAUAAUAU